AUGCGCAGGCAGAAGCGCACACUUAGACAAGACUACAAAGAUCCGCUCAACAGCAAGCACAGGCGAGGACUAGCGCUCUACGAGCAGAACAAGUAUAGAAAGGCUGAGGAGAUUCUUCGACAAGUAGUGCGCGGGCGGGAGCGGACACUAGGACAAGAACAUGAAGAAACACUUAACAGCAAAUACUGGCUAGGGUUGGCAUUAUGCCAGCAGGACAAAUGCAGCGAGGCUGAGGAGAUACUGCGACAAGUUGGGCGCAGUCGAGAGCAAACACUUGGACAAGACUAUGAAGAAACGCUUAGCAGCAAGCACUGGAUAGGAGUAGUACUCUACCAGCAGAACAAGUACAGCGAAGCUGAAGAGGUGCUUCAACAAGCUGUGCGUGGGCUGGAGAGGAUACUUGGACAAUACGAUGAAACGACGCUUUAUAGCACGCACUGGCUAGGGCUAGCAACCUACAAGCAGGACAAGUACGGUGAGGCUGAGAAAGUAUUUCAACAAACCACGAAUGGGCGGGAGCGGACACUUGGACGAGAACAUGAAGAAACGCUCUAUAGCAAAUACUGGCUAGGAUUGGCAUUUUGCCAGCAGGGUAAGUACAGUGAGGCUGGGGAGGUGCUUCGACAAGUCGUACGUUGCCGAGAGCAGAUACUUAGACAAGACCAUGAGGAAACGCUUAGUAGUAAGUACUGGCUUGGCUUAGCACUCUACGAGCAGAAUAAGUGUAGCGAAGCUGAGGAGGUGCUUCAACAAGCCGUACGCGGACGGGAGAAGAUACUUGGAUACGAACAUGCAGACACGCUCUACAGCAUGCACUGGCUGGGACAAGCAAUCUAUAAGCAGAAAAAGUACGACGAGGCCGAGGAGAUUCUUUGGCGAGCUGUGUACGGACAAGAACAGACAUUUGGACAAGAGCAUGAAGAAACGCUCUAUAGCAAGCACCUACUAGGGCUAGCACUGUACAAUCAGAAGAAGUACAGUAAGGCUAAGGAAGUACUUCAACAAGCCGUGCGCGGGCGGGAGCGGACACUUGGGCCAGACCAUGAAGAUACGCUU
This is a messenger RNA of Paraphaeosphaeria sporulosa, 1056 nucleotides long. Its product is annotated as TPR-like protein. The transcript has a single exon. Gene Ontology annotation, molecular function: protein binding. The record is from RefSeq and is a predicted model, not a curated record. NCBI's taxonomy places the organism in Eukaryota, Fungi, Ascomycota, Dothideomycetes, Pleosporales, Didymosphaeriaceae. The annotation marks the transcript as partial.